Macrosiphum euphorbiae (potato aphid) is the source of this 1764-nucleotide messenger RNA. Lineage: Eukaryota; Metazoa; Arthropoda; Insecta; Hemiptera; Aphididae. The record is from the annotation of a GenBank genome assembly.
AUGCCGACAGUCGCAAUAGUGGAUGUGCUGACGCCGCCCGAACAGUGUGCACACACAAUGAAUGCCAUCCGAUUGUGUUUCACCGCCACCGUGGCGUUUCUCGUUGUCGCGAUCGGCGGCAGAGUCGCGUCCUCCACGAAUAAUACCGUGGAGGUCAGGAAGUGUUGCCCGGUGGGUCGGAUGUACGAUCCGGAAGCGCGGUUCUGCAGACCGGUCGGGACGGACGUUGACGAGUACCAGGAGAGGUUGAGGAAUCGAAUACGGCUCGGAUUCAGGGUGGCAGCCGAUGAGACGUUGGAGAUGUUCCAUUACAGUCAGUUAUAUUGGACCGACGAGGAAGACGUGCUGGUCGACGUGCCCGCCGAGGAGAUGCCUGGGCUGAUGGAGGCGAACCGGUCGCUCAUUGAGUUGUCGUCGGGCUACUGCUUCGAUCUGACGCCGUCCGAUGAGCUGGUGGCCCGGACGGCACGUCCACGCUACCAGUACUGCGGCCGGGGCAAUUACACAUGCGUCAACAAAUGCUGCGAUAACGGAGAUAUAAUGGUCUACGACCCCAACUUGGGAAAAUUGAGGUGCGAAGAAAGCGAGAUGCCGUUCAAGUUUUCCGCCUAUGAAACAGACGCAGGCGGAAGUCCGGCUGGCCUGUCGAACAAGACGGUGCUACCGUUGAACUGGGACAAAUCCUCGUGUACUGCUUUGAAUAUGAUAAUCAGCAGGCUCACGUUGACCACUGAUGGCAACCUUUUCCUUAUCCACGAAGGCGUCAAAUGGAUCAUACCGGAAACGAAGUACUGCUUGGACUAUUACGCCAAGGACGGGACACUGGAGGCCGCCGAUCUGAUGGCGUUGGUGUGCUCAGAGGCCAAACCACCGGUCAGUUUCCUCUUUUGGGUUAAAACCCUGUCUGUCGUGUGCCUGGUGCUCACGCUGAUCGUGUACGCCACACUACCUUACCUCCGGAAUACCCACGGCUACUACGUCAUGUUCUACAUGGCCUGCCACCUCGUGUACUUGGUCUGCAUAAUGAUCUAUUCGUUAUUGGUACAGGAAGACAGAAAAAACACGUUGUGCAUUCCAAUCGGUUAUUUUAUGUUAUUUGCAACUCUGACAACAUGUUGCUGGUUGAACGUAAUAUGCUUCGAUAUUUACUGUAUGUUAAGGUACAACAAUUCAACAAACAGAAAUACAUCAACAUCAGUACGUACCAUUAUGUACCAUAUUUAUUGUUGGGGAUUUUCAAGUAUUUGCGUAUCUACUGGUUAUUUAUUUCAACAUUCAAAAAACGAAAAGUUACGGAAAUUUUCACCCAAUAUUGGAUAUUAUAGAUGCUUUUUUUUCGGAAUCCAUCACUACGGAACUUUGAUUUUUUACUGGCUACCCACCUGUGGUAUGCUGACUGCCAACUUAAUUUUGUUCCUUCUAACUGCUAUUCAUUGUUCAAGAAUUAAAUCUGAACUUAAUAAAUUCAGACGAACAGAUUCAAAAACCGAAAUAUUUCUUUUUUACAAAGCGAGAUUCGUAAUGAGCAUGAAGCUGUUUCUGGUUUUUGGAGUACCGUUUUUAUUUUCGAUGCUAUGUGAAUUAUUCCUAAUUGAAGGGAAAAUAAAAUUGAUUAUAGAUUCAAUUCACGGUCUACAAGGAGUAUUUAUAUUUAUUAUUUUUGUGGCCAAGUUCAAAAUUAUUAUGGACUUAAGGAAAAAGUUUAGACGUUCAAUAGUUCACAGUGAGCCGACACCACUGAACAAUAUCUCUAGGUCGUCAUAA